AAGGCGCCGGGGCUGGAUGGCAUCCCGCCCGACCUGUACCGCCGCUUCCGUGCCCCCUUUGCUCCCAUUCUUGCCGGCCUCUUUUCUGCCGUCGCCUCCACCGGCGCCCUGCCCCCGCGCUUUCAUGAGGGCCUCAUCACCUUCCUCUUCAAGGCGGGCGACCGCUCUGACCCUGCCCAUUACCGUCCCAUCACCCUGCUGGGCGCUGAGUACCGCAUCUACGCCCUGAUCCUUGCCCGCCGCCUGGGCCCCUGCCUGCCCCACAUCAUCGAUCCUGAGCAG
Chlorella variabilis is the source of this 282-nucleotide messenger RNA. RefSeq lists its product as hypothetical. The annotation marks the transcript as partial. The transcript has a single exon. The record is from RefSeq and is a predicted model, not a curated record. NCBI's taxonomy places the organism in Eukaryota, Viridiplantae, Chlorophyta, Trebouxiophyceae, Chlorellales, Chlorellaceae.